AUGGUAUUUGGUGAGAGCCCAGGAGCACGGCCGGGUGACUUUCUGGGGAAACUGUUUACAACUUCCAUCGUGUAUCCAACAGCAUUACCACCUAGAAACACAUUUGUAGCCUGUGCUCUGGCCCGGGAGCUAUUGCAAGUCCCUCUUCAAGGAUCUGGGUGCAGGCUGAACUUCCCGAACCCUCGGUGUGCCGAGGUGGCUCUCAGCUCAGGACCUUCACAGUUUCUCAUCCAGUUUCAUAUCUUAAAAUUUCAGCUCCUUGAAAAAACCCAAAAUGUUGUAUCGACAGAGACAGCAUCAGUCAACCCCGUGAUUCUUAUUCUGACAAAGCUGUACGACUAUAACCUGGGGAGCAUCACCGAGAGCUCACUCUGGAGGUCCACUGACUACGGGACAACUUAUGAGAAGCUGAAUGAUAAAGUGGGUUUAAAGACAAUUUUGAGCUAUCUCUACGUGUGUCCUACCAACAAGCGGAAGAUCAUGCUGCUCACAGACCCGGAGAUCGAGAGCAGUUUAUUGAUCAGCUCCGACGAAGGGGCCACCUAUCAGAAGUACCGGCUGACCUUCUACAUCCAGAGCCUGCUCUUCCACCCGAAGCAGGAGGACUGGGUGCUGGCCUACAGUCAGGACCAGAAGCUCUACAGCUCUGCUGAGUUCGGGAGAAGAUGGCAGCUCAUCCAGGAAGGGGUGGUGCCAAACAGGUUCUACUGGUCCGUGAUGGGGUCCAACAAGGAACCGGACCUGGUACAUCUCGAGGCCAGAGCCGUGGAUGGUCAUUCACAGUACCUAACUUGCAGGAUGCAGAACUGCACAGAAACAAACAGAAAUAAGCCGUUCCCAGGCUACAUCGACCCAGACUCUCUGAUCGUCCAGGACGAUUACGUGUUUGUGCAGCUGACGUCGGGAGGAAGACCACAUUACUACGUGUCCUACCGGAGGAGCGCCUUCGCCCGGAUGAAGCUUCCCAAAUACGCUCUGCCCAAGGACAUGCACGUCAUCAGCACAGAUGAGAACCAAGUAUUUGCAGCCGUCCAAGAGUGGAACCAGAACGACACCUACAACCUGUACAUCUCAGACACCCGCGGGGUCUACUUCACCCUGGCCUUGGAGAAUGUCCAGAGCAGCAGAGGUCCUGAGGGCAAUGUCAUGAUCGACCUCUAUGAGGUAGCAGGGAUAAAGGGAAUGUUCUUGGCUAACAAGAAGAUUGACCACCAAGUGAAGACUUUCAUCACUUACAACAAAGGCCGCGACUGGCGCUUGCUGCAGGCACCGGACGCAGAUCUCAGAGGGGCCCCCGUGCACUGUCUGCUGCCCUACUGCUCACUGCACCUUCAUCUGAAGGUCUCCGAGAAUCCCUACACAUCAGGGAUCAUUGCCAGCAAGGACACAGCUCCGAGCAUCAUAGUUGCUUCAGGGAACAUAGGUUCUGAACUGUCCGACAGUGACAUCAGCAUGUUUGUCUCUUCUGAUGCAGGGAACACUUGGAGGCAGAUCUUUGAAGAAGAGCACAGUGUCUUGUAUCUUGAUCAAGGCGGAGUCCUGGUUGCUAUGAAACACACGUCUCUCCCAAUUCGACAUCUUUGGUUGAGUUUCGAUGAAGGAAAUUCCUGGAGCAAAUACAGCUUCACUUCCAUUCCGCUCUUUGUGGAUGGGGUCCUGGGGGAGCCUGGAGAGGAAACUCUGAUCAUGACAGUGUUCGGGCACUUCAGCCACCGCUCCGAGUGGCAGCUGGUCAAAGUGGACUACAAGUCCAUUUUCGACAGACGGUGUGCACAAGAGGACUACAGACCUUGGAAGUUACACAGCCAGGGGGAGGCGUGCAUCAUGGGAGCCAAAAGGACAUACAAGAAGCGGAAAUCAGAGCGCAAGUGUAUGCAGGGGAAAUAUGCAGGAGCCAUGGAAUCGGAACCCUGUGUCUGCACAGAGGCUGAUUUUGACUGUGACUAUGGCUAUGAGAGGCACAGCAAUGGACAGUGCCUUCCUGCCUUCUGGUUCAACCCAUCCUCUCUGUCAAAGGACUGCAGCGUGGGGCAGAGCUACCUGAACAGCACUGGGUACAGAAAGGUGGUUUCCAAUAACUGCACGGACGGAGUGAGAGAGCAGUACACUGCCAAACCCCAGAAGUGUCCCGGGAAGGCCCCGCGUGGGCUCCGGAUUGUCACUGCCGAUGGGAAGCUGACGGCAGAACAAGGCCACAACGUCACCCUGCUGGUGCAGCUGGAAGAGGGUGACGUCCAGCGCACGCUCAUCCAGGUGGACUUCGGCGAUGGUAUCGCGGUGUCUUACGUCAACCUGAGCUCCAUGGAGGACGGCAUCAAGCACGUGUACCAGAACGUGGGCAUCUUCCGAGUGGCCGUGCAGGUGGACAACAGUCUGGGGUCUGCCAGCGCCAUGCUGUACUUACAUGUAACUUGUCCCCUGGAGCACGUGCACCUUUCCCUUCCCUUUGUCACCACAAAGAACAAAGAGGUCAACGCAACCGCAGUUCUGUGGCCCAGCCAGGUGGGCACCCUCACCUACGUGUGGUGGUACGGAAACAACACGGAGCCCCUGAUUACCUUGGAGGGAAGCGUAUCGUUCAAGUUCACUUCGGAGGGAAUGAACACCAUCACGGUGCAAGUCUCCGCUGGGAGCGCCAUCCUGCAGGACACGAAGACCAUUGCCGUGUAUGAGGAAUUCCGCUCUCUCCGCCUCUCCUUUUCUCCAAACCUGGAUGAGUAUAACCCUGACAUCCCCGAAUGGAGGCGGGACAUCAGCCGGGUCAUCCGAAAGUCCCUGGUGGAGGCUACAGGGGUUCCGAGCCAGCACAUCCUGGUGGCCGUGCUGCCAGGCCUGCCCACUGCUGCGGAGCUCUUUAUUUUGCCCUAUCAGGACCCAGCAGGAGAAAGCAGGAGGUCCCCUGAGGGCCUGGAGCAGAUAUCAGAGGUCCUGAUCCACAAGCUCAACCAGAACUCGGUGCACUUCGAGCUGAAGCCUGGGGUCCAGGUUCUGGUCCAUGCAGCUCACUUGACAGCAGCCCCCCUGGUGGACCUCACCCCGACCCACAGUGGAUCCGCCAUGCUGAUGCUGCUCUCCGUGGUGUUCGUGGGCCUGGCUGUGUUCGUCAUCUACAAGUUUAAGAGGAAGAUCCCGGGAAUUAAUGUUUAUGCCCAGAUGCAGAAUGAGAAAGAACAAGAGGCACUCAGUCCAGGCAGUCACACUGAGAGCAGGCCCGGUGUCCCUCACACUGCACUGAGGAGGCCUGGCCAGCUCGUAGAUGAGAAGGUGGAGCCACCGCUCAUAGAAGUUCCAAACAGCAACUUUGAGAGCACUGAGGUGCUUGGCAGCUGUUCUGUGUUUUCCAGGAUUCCAACUGAGCAUUGAAACCCCUCAUUUGCCAACUUAUUUUUAUAGAAAGCCAAUUUAAAAACAACGAAAGUUUUCUUAUAGUAUUGGAACUACUUCUAAUUUUAAAAUGACUUUUUGAUGUAUUUUUUGUUAAAUACUAUGUAGUGCAAUGUAUAAUUGCUCUUGUUUAUUGCUUUUACAAUCAUAUUUAUUAAACAGAUAAUGUCUCUAAA
This is a messenger RNA of Fukomys damarensis (Damara mole-rat), 3560 nucleotides long. RefSeq names its product sortilin related VPS10 domain containing receptor 1 (gene Sorcs1). Gene Ontology annotation, molecular function: protein binding. Gene Ontology annotation, biological process: post-Golgi vesicle-mediated transport. Gene Ontology annotation, cellular component: Golgi apparatus; membrane. The record is from RefSeq and is a predicted model, not a curated record. Bases 1 to 3363 code for a protein of 1120 amino acids. The transcript is spliced from 28 exons. Lineage: Eukaryota; Metazoa; Chordata; Mammalia; Rodentia; Bathyergidae.